GCUGUGGUGGCAACCCAUACACAAAAUAGAGGAAGAUUGGCACAGGUGUUAGAUCAGGGUGAAUCUUCCUCAGCAAGAAAAAGAAAACUUGAAAGUUCAUAAGACUGACCAGAGAAAUGCAGAGGAAGGUGAGAUAUACUGAUGUUAUGUUGUACAAGCUAAUAUUUUACUGCUUUAAUCAAUAAUCUGAUUUGUGUGUUGGUCAAAAUUUGUCAUUUUAAGGACAUUUAAGACACAGUCAUGCACCACAUAACAACAUUUCGGUCAACACCAGACCACAUAGAUAAGGUGCUCCUAUGAGAUUAGUACCAUAUAGCCUAGUGUGUAGUAGGCUAUGUACCAUCUAGGUUUGUGUAAGUACACUCUGUGAUGUCUGCACAACCAUGAUCACCUAACAAGCAUUUCUCAGAAUGUCUCUGUCAUUGAGCAACAUGUGACUGUGUCUUCAUUUCAACAGAAGGCUGCAUCGCCACCUUUCUGCUUGAGAGGUCGUUUUUAAUCAGGCCUCUCAAUCAUGAGCUUUCCUUUGGCAUGAGAAAGUAGUAACAGCCUCUCCGUGUGUUUCCACUGUUGGACUAGCUCACCGUCAGCCCCUUCCCCUUGCCGUCAACCUCCUGUGACUUCCCCACACUUGUGGGUCAUGGUAGUGACUGGCAUAAAAAGCAAUGAAAUCCUUUCCAAAUAGAAGGUUCUCAAACGGGAUGCAACAUAAAACAGAAGCCCCACUUCCCCAGGAUGCAGGGAGACGGUGCAGGAGGCCAUUGGGAAACAGAGCACACACGGCUUCUUCCCAGCAGGGAUACAGUUCGGAAAAUUUAACCUUAUUUUCCUCUGUACUUAAUGGAAGUAUUUUUACUUGGCAUUAUGUAGUAAAAAUAGAAAAUCAAUAAUCUCAGGGAUCUGGGUUGGCCCAUGACACAUGUUAAAUAUUGAAGAGAAUUUGUGAUUGUAAAACUUUAACUCCAGAAUUCAUUUGCUAGAGAAGCCCUUUUACUACCCCAGGCUGGUCAGACAGGAGACGGACCUCGUGGAGCCCCUUGCGAGGCCACGCGAGCUGGGCCCGCCGUACGCAGCCGCAGUAGUGCGCUGGGGGUUGCGGCCGAAGUCCCUGGCCUCGCGCAGACGCAGUAGCUGGCCGCGGGGCCGUCCAAAGUUCCCGGCCUCGCGCAGACGCAGUAGCGGGCUGAGGAGGCGGCCAACGGUCGCGGGCUCCCUGUCUUCGCGCCUCGGAGUGUGCGUGUCGCCUUCCCCUUUCCCUCCCAGCGCCGGUUCAGUGAGUGGCCAUGAGCUGGGCUGUGGGCGUCCUGCGGGCCGGCCGGAGCGUGAACGCUGCGAGAGCGAGUUUCCUGUCCCCCAGGAUGGCGCCGUGUCCCCGCCAGGCGGCAGGCGGCUCUCCCGUGGCCAAGGUGGCGACCGUCCAGCGUGAGCUGCUGGAGCCCUUCUCGUCGGAGGAGGCCGUGCGCCGCAGCAAGGUCUCGGUGGUGGGCACCGGCGCGGUGGGCAUGGCCUGUGCCGUGAGCAUCCUGUUGAAGGGCCUGAGUGACGAGCUCGCCCUGGUGGACCUCGACGAGGGCCGGCUGCGGGGGGAGACGAUGGACCUUCAGCACGGCAGCCCCUUCCUGAGGAUGCCGCACAUCGUGGCCAGCAAGGACUACGUCGUCACCGCCAACUCCAGCCUCGUGAUUGUCACCGCAGGCGCGCGCCAGGAGAAGGGCGAGUCACGCCUCAAUUUAGUCCAGCGAAACGUGAGCAUCUUUAAGUUGGUCAUUUCCAACGUUAUCCGCUACAGCCCUGGCUGCAAACUGAUUGUCGUGUCCAAUCCGGUGGACAUCUUAAGUUACGUAGCCUGGAAGUUGAGCGAAUUUCCCCAGAACCGCGUCAUCGGGAGCGGUUGCAACCUGGAUACCGCCCGUUUCCGCUUCUUGAUUGGGCAGAGGCUUGGCGUCCACCCCGAGAGCUGUCACGGCUGGGUCCUGGGGGAGCACGGGGACUCCAGCGUUCCCGUGUGGAGCGGCGUGAACGUCGCCGGUGUCUCCCUGAGGGGUCUGAACCCCGCUGUGGGGACCGACCGAGACCCCGAGCAGUGGAGAGACGUCCACCGCGACGUGAUCGCCAGCGCCUACGAGAUCAUCAAAAGGAAGGGCUACACGUCCUGGGCCAUCGGGCUGUCGGUGGCCGACCUGUCCGAGAGCAUCCUGAGGGAUCUGCGGAGAGUGCACCCCGUCUCCACCGUGGUCAAGGGCCUCUACGGAAUCACGGAGGAGGUGUUCCUCAGCGUCCCCUGUGUCCUGGGCGAGCGCGGCAUCACCGACCUCGUGAAGGUGAAGCUGACGCCUGAGGAGGAGGCGCGUCUGAAGAAGAGCGCGGAGACGCUCUGGGAAGUUCAGGAGGCGCUCGAGCUGUGAAGUUGUGCGGAGCCGCCCUUCUGAAGUUACUGAAGAAGUAGUAGUAGUUGGGGGGGGUAUGUGUCACAUUUUUAAUAAACCUGAAUUUAUAAAAGUUGGAAACAGGAAGGGGGGUAGAGUGACUCUCCUGUUUGUUUAGCCCCCAGCUCUUCUAUUGAGCAUCGAGAUGCUGGAUGAUACUUAUUUUUUUUACAAUUCCGAAGUGCAUCAAAGGAGGUGUUUUUGUACCACUGAUGUGCCAGUACUUUGUACAUGUAUGUAGUUGCCAUUGGGCCCAAAAGAAUGGAGGAUGUAGGUGUUUCUUUUACCAUAGAAAUUCUGGUUCUUUUCAUUAAGCACCUGUUAACUCUUUGUUCUGGCUGGAUUAUACCUAUGUUCGCUUGUGUACUCUUUGUUACAAGUGGAAGCUUCUGUGCAGUGUAAAAAUAAAUGUACACGCAGUUA
This is a messenger RNA of Equus caballus (horse), 2849 nucleotides long. Its product is annotated as L-lactate dehydrogenase A-like 6A. Gene Ontology annotation, molecular function: L-lactate dehydrogenase (NAD+) activity. Gene Ontology annotation, cellular component: cytoplasm. Gene Ontology annotation, biological process: pyruvate metabolic process; lactate metabolic process. The record is from RefSeq and is a predicted model, not a curated record. Lineage: Eukaryota; Metazoa; Chordata; Mammalia; Perissodactyla; Equidae.